Aphis gossypii (cotton aphid) is the source of this 1812-nucleotide messenger RNA. RefSeq names its product eukaryotic translation initiation factor 3 subunit C-like. Gene Ontology annotation, molecular function: RNA binding; translation initiation factor binding; translation initiation factor activity. The record is from RefSeq and is a predicted model, not a curated record. Gene Ontology annotation, biological process: translational initiation. The transcript has 4 exons. Gene Ontology annotation, cellular component: eukaryotic translation initiation factor 3 complex. Bases 319 to 873 code for a protein of 184 amino acids. NCBI's taxonomy places the organism in Eukaryota, Metazoa, Arthropoda, Insecta, Hemiptera, Aphididae.
UGAAUAAUUUAUAAAGUUAAAAUGUUGUAUAAUUGAGGUUCUAUUCAAUUAAAAAUAUCUACAUUCUACAUAUCACAUGUUUAUAGUUCAAUUUUAUAAUAAUGUGUUUUAUAUCUUUCAUCAGUCAUCACUCAUCGCGUUUUGGAGCAGUAAAAGUACAACAUUUAACUUCAAUACCAUUUCUAUCCAAAAAUUACUCUAAAAAUUUAGCUUCCCUUAGACAAAAAUUUAGAAAAUAUGUAAAAGAUUUUGAGAGUGACUUGGCUAAAUUCCGAGAAAAUCCUGAUCUCCCAGAUCAAGAAGAAGACCAAAAAGAAGAUGAAGAUGUGGAUUCUGAUGAAAGUGAAAGUGAAGAUCCAGCUGCUUCAUUUAAAAAAAUCAGAAGAAAAAAUACCCAAGGUAGCAAAAACUGGUGGUGAUUCUAACAGUGACAAUUCGUUUGAUUGGGGUAAUGAUUCUGAAAGCUCUUCGUCAAGUAGUGAAGAUAAAGGUCAAUAUCAAAGUAUAAGAGAACGGUUUUUGAAAAAAUCGUCUGAUAAAGACGAUGAUGAAAAGAAAAAAGAGCGCAAAGAAAAACCUAAAAAACUUAAACGAGAAAAAGAAGAUGAAAGUGAUUCAGAAUGGCAGAAAGUUCGGAGAGGAGUAGCAAUUUCAUUUGAAAAACCAAAAAUGUUUGCAAAAGAUGCAGAAAUUACUCCAGAGGCUGUUCUGCGUAAAUUAACAGAAGUAAUUGCUGCCCAUGGAAAGAAGCGUACCGAUCGAAGAGAACAAUUUGAGCUGUUACAUGAAUUAUUAUUAAUUUCAGAAGCUCACGUGAAGCUUGGUGAACUGCGUAACAAAUAUAACGUUAUUUGCGGGAUUACGUUUUACUAACUAAUAUCAAUAAUAGAAGAUAAAAAAAUAAAAUAUAACCUUAAAGACUUAAACUAAAUAAUGCUGUAGGCGAGUGUGUACAAUGUCACGGUGAAAAAUUGAUAUUAUUUUUCGACUAGCACAUUAUUUGUUUAUUUAUUUAUAGUUUAGCACCCUCGGCGGGUAGAGUGCAGCCAGUUUGUUAUUGUUUCACAUCAAUACACAUAACACAUAACAAAUAUUAUAAUAUAAUAAUAAUAUUAUAGUCUAUUGAAAUGAUAAUUUCAUUUUUCAUUCAUCUUAUACUAUACCUAUUAUUAUUAUAUUCACAAACCUAAACAUAGGCCAUGGGUGCACCGUUUAUUAAAUCUUGCGUACAAAUAUUGACGUACUUUGGUUCGCUAUUUAUUAUGUACCAGACAAUAAUAUUUUCACAAAGAAAACACACGUUUAUUUGUUUAAAAUACCACUUAUAAUAAUAUAUAUUAUAUUAUAAUGUUGUGAUGACUAUACAUGUAAAGUGUAUAGAUAGAUAGCUAUAUCAUAUGGUAUAUAUUUACAACCAUGUUUAUUCGCGUCGUUUACCUAGGUAUGUGUAAUUGCAUCAUUUCGACCGAAAAGUGUACAUAAUUUUGUUUAUUUUAAUUUAAAUGUAAAUUGUAUGCGAUAUUGCGAUAUGAAAUUCUCGUAUACAUUAAAUACGCACUCGUGCUAGCGCCUAGCUGUGCACUAGAAAUGGAAAAUAUAGACAUUGCGUAUAAUGCAGCAUACCUCUAAAUAAUAUUUAUGCUUGUGUUGUAAGACUUUGAGCGACGACGUAAAUAUUAUAUUAUUAUCUACUCGGUGUGAUGUUUGGAAAAUGAUUUUCGCCGCAUUAGAAAAGAUGAACAAAAUCGUUUCUGAUUAUUUUCAGACUUUUAGUUAUUAUCACUACAAUGUUAUACUAUUAUAAUUAAUCAA